This is a messenger RNA of Rotaria sp. Silwood1, 595 nucleotides long. The record is from the annotation of a GenBank genome assembly. NCBI's taxonomy places the organism in Eukaryota, Metazoa, Rotifera, Eurotatoria, Philodinida, Philodinidae.
AUGUCAUCAGAAACAGAUAUUGAUAUAGAAGCUAAAAAAUUACUUGAUCGAUUAAAAAAUAUUCGUAUUCCAUCUAUUUUAAAAUCUCAAAAUAUAUUUAAAUAUAAAGUUCAUUGGUCAUCAAAUGGUAUUAAUGGACAAGAUCAUUCGAAAUAUAUAGAACAAUUUAAUAAUGAUUUUUAUACAUCAAUUAAAGAACAAAUUGAUCGUUGUGUUCAAUCACGUUAUACAAUUGGUUCGGAUAGUUUACAACAUGAAAUAUUAGAACAUGCUAUACAAUGUAAAACACAUAUUGGAAAAUUUCAUGGAAGAAUUGAUGUUUUAUCUAAAUUAGAAAAAUAUAUAAAGAAUAAUAGAGAACAUCAACCAUGUGUUAUAUAUGGUGAUUCUGGAUGUGGAAAAACAAGUGUAUUAGCAAAGACUGCAAUAGAGGUAUUUAAAUGGUGGUCAGAUCGAUCUGUUUCAGUUAUUUUACGUUUUCUUGGGUGAGUUAAAUAUAAACAGAAGAGAGAGAGAGAGAGAGAGUGGGGUGUGGGUGUGGGUGUGGCUGUGUGGGUGGGUGUGGGUGUGGUUGUGGGUGUGGGUGUGGGUGGGU